Sorghum bicolor (sorghum) is the source of this 1589-nucleotide messenger RNA. RefSeq lists its product as uncharacterized. The record is from RefSeq and is a predicted model, not a curated record. Lineage: Eukaryota; Viridiplantae; Streptophyta; Magnoliopsida; Poales; Poaceae. The coding region runs from base 92 to 1447 and encodes 451 amino acids. The transcript has 3 exons. Gene Ontology annotation, molecular function: protein binding.
CCCAAAGCUUGCUGCAACGCCCCCGGACGCGCCGGACCCGGAAUCCCGGAUCCAUCCCACCAAUCCCGUCUCUGACUCCAAGCCGCCCCCGAUGGGCCGCCGCCCCCGCCAGCGCCAGCGCCGCCGCCGUCACGCGUGGGCCGCGGCCGGGCAGGGCCCCGAUCGCUUCUCCCACCUCACCGAGGACCUCCUCCGCAGCAUCCUCAACUGCCUCCCGACCCGCUCCGCCGCCAGGCUCGCCGGCGUGUCCCGCCACUUCCGCCGCGAGGUCCCCCGGCUCCUCGAACGCGUUGACUCGCUCACCCUCCACGAGCCCCACUUCCCGGACCCUCUGCGGACCACCCCGCCGCUCCUCAUCCGACGCCUCGCCCUCGCCCCGCACCGCGCCAUCCCGCCCUCGUCUUUCCGCCCCAUCAUCGAGGACGCCGCCCUGCACGGCGUCUCCGAGGUCUCCUUCCGCCUCACCCGCCGCGCCCGGUUGCCCAAGAACGUGUUCACCGUGAAAUCCCUCGUCGUGCUCGCGCUCGACACCUGCGCCGUGCCUCCGUGGUCCGACGUCAGCUGCCCCUGCCUCCGCACGCUCAGGCUCCACCGCGUCGCCAUCCACCAGGAGAACAUCAACAAAAUCCUCGCCUCCGCGUCAUUCCUCGAUACGCUCGAGAUGGUGUACUGCACGGGGCACGGCGCGAGCAAGGGCUGCACGGUGGAGUCGUCCUCCGUGAAGAACCUCGUGUUCAGGCCGACGCUGAAGCUGGAGGGGACCGUGAUUAGAGCGUCGGGGCUCAGGGUGCUCACGCUGUACACGCGGAGUAGGGCGAAGAGUCUGGAGCUGGCCCCUGCUCCAGAGAUCAGGAAGGUGUACCUGCACAUCUCCAAACCAAAUAGCAUGGAGACCUCAAUGGAGUCAUUCAAGGUUAGGCCGUUCCUGGAUGCUGCCGUGAAGCUGGAGUGCCUCACGCUCAGAGGCCAGGCCAUGAAGGUAUUGUCAUAUGAAUAUGAACAAAAUCCUAAGUUGACGGUUAUGUUUCAAGACUUGAUGAUUCUAUCAGUGAGCUUGAAUCUCUCAAGUGAACAAGAACUUGUUUUCCUGCUGAAGCUUCUUGAGAGCUGCCCUAACCUACAGAAAUUCAUUCUUUCGGCUGCUGAAACAGGCAAUGGCAAUGAUUUGCCCCGUUUCACUGAUCACAAGGAUAGGCUGGCAAGUAUAUCUUGCCUGACUACCAGCUUGGUGCAGUUCAAGUUUCUUGGGUUCAAGCCUCAAGAAUAUCAAGAGGAACUGGUCGUUUAUCUGCUAACCGUAGCAAAGCAACUGAAGAAGGUGGGGGUGGAGUUUGAUAAGAGCCAAUUAGCUGCCGUGAAACAGAUUCUGUCAGUUAGGACAUCUCCGAUUGAGAGGAUAUCCACAAAGUACAAGAGAAACUACUACAUGGAGUUGGAGUACUCCUGAUAGAAUUAGUAUAUACAGUAUAGCUUUAAGGGUUUGAGCCUCUGAUUGGCCAUAUUCGGCAUAGCCGAAUUUCAUUACUUGACAGCAACGAAAGAGUGACCAAUAAUUGCUUUGGUGUUCAUCAAAUUUAUCAUACUUUUUA